AUGUGUUUUAAGAAGUUGGAUGAUUCACGGAGGCCUGUUAAACUUCGUUUUGAUCACUUGAAGCCGAUGGAAGGACCAACUGAGAUCUACGAACAGCUGAAUUUGUGUAUUUUUCCGGAAAGAUUUUGUCUUCAGCCCAGAGGACGUGAUGGUGGAUUAGUUUCUGAUUCGUAUCUGGAAAUUGAUCGUAAUUCAAAUAAAUUAAGUUUGAUAAGAAAUUCAGAAAACCCUUUACCUAUAAGCGAUGCAGAAGUAAAGAUUAUUCAUGGAAUUAUUGGUAUCAUAAAACUAGUCUCAGGAAACGCGCUAAUCGUAAUAACAAAAGCAAACCUUAAAGGUGUUUUAAAUGGCAAUGAAAUAUGGAAUAUAACCGAAACAGAAAUCUUGCCUUUUGAGAGAACAGUGUUGCAUUUAACUGAAAAACAAAUCUGGUACAACAAGCAUUUUACUGAAAUGAUACAACUUGUUCUCUCAUCUGGGGGGUUUUAUUUUUCUCGCACGUACGACUUAUCUCAUUCAGCUCAGUGGUUAGCUGAAAAUGCUACACCUCUCUUCAAAAGGCUCUCUAUGAUGGAUCGAUCAGACGAACGUUUCGUAUGGAAUCGUUAUCUGUCCACUUCUUUUAUCACCAAGCCUGAAUUGAAUCGUUUUAUACUUCCCAUAAUACAUGGAUUUUGUGAUGUGAGCCGAUGUGUUGUUAAUGGACAUGUCUUUCAACUUUGCAUUAUUUCCAGAAGAUCUGUUUACAGAGCUGGUACAAGGUUCAAUAUGAGGGGAGUGGGUGUGGAUGGAAAUUCAGCAAAUUAUGUCGAAACGGAGCAAAUAGUAGAAUAUGAUAUGGAUGGUGAUUCGAAACAACGAUGUUUGACAGCAUUUGUGCAAGUGAAAAUUAGAUUAUUUUGGACAUUACCUACGUUUUAUGGUUUCCAGUCCAGCGAAAUGGUGACAAAAAAGCUUAUGAGGGGAUCAAUACCCUUAUAUUGGUCGCAGAAACCGAAUCUUCAGUGGCAGCCAGAACCGUUACUUAAUCCUGUCGAUGAUCAAACGGAAGCUUUCCAACGACAUAUGAUGAUGCAGCGCAAUAUUUAUGGAGGAAAACAUGUGAUCGUGAAUUUAGUUAAUCAACGUGGACGUGAAAGACGUCUUGGUGGAGAACUUGAACGAGUUGUCAUGCGUACGCACUUAGAUUUUGUGAGACUCAAUGCUUUUGAUUUUCAUAAAGAGUGUGGCGUGUUUAGUUGGGGUCAUUUGGAUAUGCUAAAAACACAGUUACGACCUGAACUUACUGAAUUUGGAUUUUUUGCAUCAUUUAUAAAUAGCCCCGAGCGUAUGCAAAGACAGAAAGGAUUUUUCCGCACCAAUUGCAUGGAUUGUUUGGAUAGGACUAAUGUGACUCAAUCAAUGUUAGCUAAGGAAUCAUUGAAAGAUCAACUGUCGUUCAUUAGGAUUAUUGGUAAUGGCUGCGAAGUGGACAGUUUCCCCGAAUUAUCUGCUAUUUUCAAAAGAAUUUGGGCCGAUAAUGGAGAUGAAUGCAGUCUUCAGUAUGCAGGAACAGGAGCUUUGAAAGCUGAUUAUACACGCUUCGGUAAACGAACUUAUUCUGGAGCAUGUAAUGAUCUUGUGAAUGCUAUUACUCGUUACUACCGUAACAAUUUUGCAGAUGGAUAUAAACAGGAUGCAAUCGAUUUUUUCCUUGGAAAUUUCCGAGUUGAUCCCAAUAAUUUACCAUCUAAUUUCGAAACUACAGUGCUUAGUCUUGAUUAUCAUGGUGCUGCUAUUGUGGGUGCAAUUUUUGCUGCUGCGAUGACUAUUCUUUGCAUUUUAGUAGCUGAAAACGUGACUGCAACUAUAUUUUGGCUUUUAAUUUUUUUGGCAUUAAUGCUGUUCAUAUUUAUCAAUGGCGAAGAAUUUGUGAAUAAACCUCGACUGAAGAUAGAUUAA
Molecule: messenger RNA, 1941 nt
Organism: Thelazia callipaeda (thelaziosis nematode)
Lineage: Eukaryota; Metazoa; Nematoda; Chromadorea; Rhabditida; Thelaziidae
Source: the annotation of a GenBank genome assembly